UGAGCUGGGCUGCGAAUUGGGCGGCCGGAGCUGAGAAUCCCGCUCAGCCGGGCAUCACCUGAGCCGGCCUGCAGCCAUGAGCAGCGAUGACUCCUCCCUCAUGGCUUCGAUCAUUUACUACAGCCAGGAGAAGUACUUCCACCAUGUGCUGCAGGCUGCGACUGUGGGCCUCGAGAGGUACAGCAGCGACCCUGUGCUGCAGUUCUUCAGGGCUUAUGGAGUCCUCGGGGAAGAGCACAUCCACGAUGCCAUCAGCGAGCUGGAGAGCGUCCAAAGCCACCCAGACACAUCCCUGUGUGCCGUCAUCGCUCUGCUGUAUGCUCACAAAUGCUGCGACACCAUCGACGCAGAAGCAGUUCAGGAGCUGGAGAGUAGUCUGAAGGAAAUGCGCAGGACGGCCAGCGACACCGCCCUGUACUACGCCAGCCUCUUCCUCUGGUUCAUGGGCCACCACGACAAGGCCAGGGAGUAUGUUGACCACAUGUUGAAGGUCUCCGGUGGCUCCAAAGAGGGCUACGUGCUCAAAGGCUGGGUGGACCUCACCUCCAGUAAAGCCCACGUUGUGAAGAAGUCCAUCAAGUACCUGGAACAAGGAACUCAAGACACCAAAGACCUCCUGGGGCUCAUGGGCAAGGCAUCGUACUUCAUGACACAGCAGAACUUCUCCGGGGCCCUGGAGGUGGUGAACCAGGUCACCUUGGCCUGCAGCAACUUCCUGCCGGCCCUAGUCCUGAAGAUGAAGCUGUUCCUGGCUCGGCAGGAUUGGGAUCAGACCAUAGAAACCGGACAGAGAAUCCUUGAAAAAGACGAAAACAAUAUUGAUGCCUGGCAAAUUCUAGCUUUGCAUGAGCUCGUGAAAGAAGGAAACACAGACAGAGCUGCCGACCGCGUCAGAAACCUCAUCAAGGCGCUAGAGACGGGAGAGCCCCACAAUCCAAACCUACAUCUUAAGAAGAUCCUUGCAGUCAGCAGGCUGUGUGGGAGGCACCAGGUGGUCCACCGGCUUGUGAGUGGCUUCCUGGAGCGCAUCUUCAUGGCCACACCCUCCUGUGCCCUCGUGGCCACUGAGCUGGGUUACCUCUUCAUCCUACAGCAGCAAGUGAAGGAAGCGUGUCUGUGGUACAAGGAGGCCAUGAAGCUGGAGGAGAACAGGCUGGCUGCCUUGGCAGGGAGCAUCUGGUGCCAGAUCCUGCAGGGCCAGCUGGAGGAGGCGGCUCACCAGCUGGAGUUCCUCAAGGAGGUGCAGCAGUCCCUCGGGAAGUCUGAGGUGCUGGUUUUCCUGCAAGCCCUCGUAGCAGCUAAGAAGCAAAAACUGGAGCAAGAGGCCACAGCACUCCUGAAGGAGGCUGUGGAGCUGCAUUUCUCCAACAUGCAGGGCCUGGCCCUGAGCCCCGAGUACUUUGAAAAGCUGGACCCCCUCUUUCUGGUCUGCAUCGCCAAGGAGUAUCUGCAUUUCUGCCCCAAGCAGCCCCGGUCACCUGGCCAGCUCGUGUCUCCACUUCUUAAACAAGUCGCCAUGAUCUUGAGUCCUGUGGUGAAGGUGGCCCCGGCCAUGAUGGAGCCGCUGUAUGUGAUGGCUCAGGUCAAGUUCCUCUCAGGGGAGCUGGAAAACGCGCAGAGCACCCUGCAGCGCUGCCUGGAGCUGGACCCCACCUUUGUGGAUGCUCACCUCCUCAUGUCCCAGAUCCACCUGGCCCAGGGCAACUUCGCCAUGUGCUCCCACUGCCUGGAGCUGGGGGUCAGCCACAACUUCCAGGUCCGAGACCACCCCCUCUACCACUUCAUCAAAGCCAGAGCCCUCAAUAAGACUGGCGACUAUGCCGAAGCCAUAAAGACCUUAAAAAUGAUCAUAAAGGUGCCCACCUCGAAGGCAGAGGAGGGCAGGAAGUCCCGAAGCCCCUCCGUUCGGCCCAGCGAGCGGGCAUCCAUCCUGCUGGAGCUAGUAGAGGCCCUCCGACUGAACGGGGAACUGCACGAGGCCACCAAGAUCAUGCAGGAUGCCAUCAACGAGUUCAGCGGCACGCCAGAGGAGAUGCGCAUCACGGUCGCCAACGUGGACUUGGCUCUGAGUAAGGGCAAUGUGGACCUGGCACUGAACAUGCUGAGAGGCAUCACGCCCAAGCAACCCUGCUACACCGAAGCCACAGAGAAGAUGGCCAGCAUCUACCUGCACACUCGCAAGGACGUGCGUCUCUACAUCAGCUGCUACGUGGAACUUUGUGAGCAUCUGCCUGGCCCCCACAGCAGCCUGCUCCUGGGUGACGCCUUCAUGAAUAUUCAGGAGCCUGAGAAAGCCCUGGAGGUGUAUGACGAGGCCUAUAGAAAGAACCCUCACGAUGCCUCCUUGGUCAGCAGGAUCGGGCAAGCCUACGUGAAGACCCAUCAGUACGCCAAGGCCAUUAAUUACUAUGAGGCCGCCCAGAAGAUCAGCGGGCAGGACUUCCUGUGUUGCGAGCUGGCUGAACUGCUCCUGAAACUGAAGAAAUACCACAAGGCAGAGAAGGUGCUGAAGCAGGCCUUGGAGCGAGACUCGGGGGUCAAGGACAUCCCAUCCAUGAUGAAUGAGGUCAAGUGCUUGCUUUUGCUGGCAAAGGUUUACAAGAGCCACAAGAAGGAAGAGGUGAUGGAAACGCUGAAUCAGGCCUUGGACCUCCAGUGCCGGAUACUGAAGCGGGUUCCUCUGGAGCAACCGGAAAUGAUCCCCUUCCAGAAUCAGCUGGCAGCCUCCAUCUGCAUCCUGAUCGGAGAGCAUCAUCUCACAGAGAAAGAUUACGACAGCGCUGUGAAAUCCUAUAAGGACGCCCUCACCUACUCGCCCACAGACAAUAAGGUGGUGCUGGAGCUGGCGCAGCUCUACCUGCUCCAGGGGCAGCUGGACUUGUGUGAACAGCGCUGUGCCCCCCUCUUAGAGAUGGAACAGACCCACGAGAGAGCAGCUGUGAUGCUGGCUGACCUGAUGUUUAGAAAACAAAACUACGAGACCGCCAUCAAUCUGUACCGCCAAGUGCUGGAGAAAGCUCCAGACAACUUUUUGGUAUUGAAUAAACUGAUCGAUCUGCUCCGGCGGAGCGGCAAGCUUGAAGAGGCCCCUGCUUUCUUUGAACUGGCCAAGAAGGUGUCCAGCCGGGUGCCUUUGGAGCCAGGGUUUAACUACUGCCAAGGCGUUUACUGCUGGCACAUUGGACAGCCCAAUGAAGCCUUGAGGUUUCUGAACAAAGCCCGAAAGGACAGCGCUUGGGGCCAGCUUGCCACCUGUUACAUGGUACAGAUCUGUCUGAACCCUGACAACGAGAUUGUCGGAGGAGAGGCUUUUGAGAGCCUGGUGGGUGACAGCAACUCUGCCAGCAGGAAAGAGUCUCAGCAGCACGGGGUGCGCACUGCAGAGAAGCUACUUCGGGAAUUUUACCCGCACUCGGAAUCCGGGCAGACCCAGCUCCGGCUGCUGCAGAGUCUCUGCCUGCUGGCCACCAGGGAGAAGGCGAAUGUAGAGGUGGCUCUGGGAGCCUUUAUCGAGAUGGCCCAGGCUGAGAAGGACAGCAUCCCUGCGCUGCUGGCCAUGGCACAGGCCUACAUACUCCUAAAGCAAGUCCCGAAGGCCCGGACGCAGCUGAAGCGUGUGGCCAAAUUCCCCUGGAUGCUGGACGAGGCCGAAGGCCUGGAGAAGAGCUGGCUUCUGUUGGCAGACAUCUACUGCCAAGGCGGCAAGUUCGACCUGGCCUUGGAGCUGCUGCGCCGCUGCCUGCAGUAUAACAAGUCUUGCUGCAGGGCCUAUGAGUACAUGGGCUUCAUCAUGGAGAAAGAGCAGUCAUACAAGGACGCAGCGACCAACUACGAGCUGGCCUGGAAGUACAGUCAUCAGGCCAACCCUGCCAUUGGUUUCAAACUGGCUUUCAACUACCUGAAAGACAAGAAGUUCGUAGAUGCCAUUGAAGUCUGUCACAGCGUCCUGACGGAGCACCCCAACUACCCCAAGAUCAGGGAGGAGAUUUUGGAGAAAGCUCAAGGGUCCUUGAGGCCCUAGCUGUGGAUGGAAGGGGCUUGGGCCGGGAGAAGCAUCAGUCUAUAGACGGUUCAGGGGGAGAGCAGAAGCGAAGCCGCGGAGAAACAAAUGAGAAUGCAUAUCCCCCCAUGUCUGUAUCAUCUGUGCUUUAUUUGGAUUCACACUUCGUGUGAAAGCUUUAUGUUCCUGAGGCCCAAGAAGUAAUCUUGCCUGGGGAAGACAGACAGCUGGCUUAGCCUGUGCCGGGGAUUCCCAGGCCUUUCACACAGACCCCACAUUUGUUCCAGACUCUUGAAGAUGUAGAACAGAGACCCCCCUCCUCCUCCCAGCACAAUGAUGGCUAGGAAAGUACCCUGUAGCUACUUCGAGGUGUGCCCCUACCCCAGUCUUGUCCCCAGCAUCUCAGAGCUGGAGAAGCACUGCCCCUUCCUGCCAUGGUGCUCGGUCUGCCCGGCAGUGGGCUCAGUCAGGAGGACAGCAGACUGUCAAGGCCCAUCCACGGUGCUUCUCUGUCCCCACGACCUGUUCCUACCCACCUCUCCCAAGCUGGACCUCACCCGUUUGGGGCAAGCCAGAUUACCACUGAGCCCCAUCCUCCCCCUACAUGCAACCACACUUUGACUUUUGUAAAAAAUAUUGGCCAACCAGCUCACCUUCUGGGACCCCACUUAAUCCCUAAAGGAGCGGACACAGUGGUUCGCAUUCAGGUGGCUAAUGAUCAUUUUAACUGGGUUCCUGUUUCUCAGGAUGGAAUUAUGGGUCACCCCAGCCUCAGGGGAAGGAACUCUGAACUGGGUAUCUGGAGGCCUGAGUGCUCACCGUGUACUCUUCCCAAGUGCUUUCCCUCUCCAGGUCUCAGUGCCCUCCUCUUGAGCAAGAAAUCAGACUAGCCCUGGGCAGGGCACGUUGACCCUGUGGAGCACGCGCCUGGCAGGCACGAAGCCCUGGGUUUGACCCCCCAGCAUCACUUAAACUGGCUUUGGUGGUGCACACCUGGAACCCCAGAAUGUUGGAGGUGUAGGCAGUAAAGUCGUCAGGUCAGGGUCAUCUAAUUUAGUGUCUGAGGUUGUUUCGGGGUGCAUGAGAGCAUGUCUCAAAAAAGAGAAGAAAAAAGAAAAAGAAGACUCUACUUCCCAAAUCGUUGUAUCAUGUUUUGCUGGUAAUGUCCAGAAAAUGUUUUAUUUAUGGUCCUGGGAUUGAAAUGAGGGGUACAUUCUGUACCCCCAAGCUAUACUUUUCAUGCCUUAAAUUGAACCACCCUGUGCUUAUCCAUGUUUAUAUAAUAGCUAGCACAACACAUUUAGGAAUUCUUAGGCGCUGAACAGCCUCUAUCACUUUUAAGGCUAUUGAUACAUUCUAUUUAAAGAAAACUACAGGCAGGCAUGGUAUAAUCCUGCAGUCACAAUCCCAGUGCUUGGGGGUGGGGAGGGGCCCAGGAAGGGCAGCUGCAAGCCGGAAGCCAGCCUGGCUUGCACAGUAAGUUCCAAGACCAUCCAGGGCUAUGUAGCCAGAUGCAGCCUCAAAACAAAAGAGGGGUGAGAUAGCCCAGCAGGUAAAGGUUCCUGUCCCAACUCUAAUGACCUGAUUUGACACCCUGGGUCCUACACCGUGGAAGGAGAGGAGAGAACCAACUCCUGCAAGUCGCCCUCUGACUUCCACACAGGGACUGUAGCAUGUGUAAGCUCACAUGUAUACACAAAAUAAAAAUGUAAUCAUGACUAAAUUAACGAAUAAAGAAAACAGCCUCAAAUCAA
Apodemus sylvaticus (European woodmouse) is the source of this 5754-nucleotide messenger RNA. RefSeq names its product tetratricopeptide repeat domain 21A (gene Ttc21a). Bases 77 to 4021 code for a protein of 1314 amino acids. The transcript is spliced from 29 exons. Gene Ontology annotation, cellular component: intraciliary transport particle A. NCBI's taxonomy places the organism in Eukaryota, Metazoa, Chordata, Mammalia, Rodentia, Muridae. The record is from RefSeq and is a predicted model, not a curated record. Gene Ontology annotation, molecular function: protein binding. Gene Ontology annotation, biological process: protein localization to cilium; intraciliary retrograde transport.